CCCGCCCCUCGGUCGGCCUGUUUUCCGCGCCUGGGCGCCGGCUGCUACCGCCAAGGCGGCUACUGUGUUUCGAACUUGAGGUGAUGGGACUUCCCGAAGAACGGAGCCGGAGCGGCAGCGGGAGCCGGGCCCGGGAGGAGGCUGGAGCUCGGAGUCGGGUGCGGAGCUGGUCUCCGCCGCCCGAGGUCUGCCGUUCGGCGCACGUCCCCUCGCUGCAGCGCUACCGCGAGUUGCACCGGCGCUCCUUGGAGGAGCCGAGAGAGUUUUGGGGAGACAUUGCCAAGGAAUUUUACUGGAAGACCCCAUGUCCUGGUCCAUUCCUUCAGUACAACUUUGAUGUGACUAAAGGGAAAAUCUUCAUUGAAUGGAUGAAAGGAGCAACUACCAACAUCUGCUACAACGUACUGGAUCGAAUUGUCCAUGAGAAAAAACUUGGCGAUAAAGUUGCUUUUUACUGGGAGGGCAAUGAGCCAGAGGAAACCACCCAGAUCACAUACCGAGAGCUUCUGGUCCAAGUGUGUCGGUUCAGCAAUGUUCUCCGAAAACAGGGCAUUUGCAAGGGUGACCGAGUGGCCAUCUACAUGCCCAUGAUCCUGGAGCUCGUGGUGGCUAUGCUGGCAUGUGCCCGCCUUGGGGCUCUCCACUCGAUUGUGUUUGCGGGGUUCUCUUCAGAGUCUCUUUGUGAACGGAUCUUGGAUGCCAAUUGCAGCCUUCUCAUCACUACAGAUGCCUUCUACAGGGGGGAAAAGCUUGUGAACCUGAAGGAGCUGGCUGACGAGGCCCUGGAGAAGUGUCAGGAGAAGGCUUUCCCAGUGAAAUGCUGCAUUGUGGUCAAGCACCUGGGGCGGGCAGAGCUGGGCACAGGUGACUCUCCCAGCCAGUCUCCUCCAAUUAAGAGACCAUGCCCGGAUGUGCAGAUCUCCUGGAAUGAGGGGGUUGACUUGUGGUGGCAUGAACUCAUGCAGAAGGCAGGGGAUGAGUGUGAGCCUGAAUGGUGUGAUGCUGAAGACCCACUCUUCAUCCUGUACACCAGUGGCUCCACAGGCAAACCCAAGGGCGUGGUACACACAGUUGGGGGCUACAUGCUCUAUGUGGCUACAACCUUCAAGUAUGUGUUUGACUUUCAUGCAGAGGAUGUGUUCUGGUGUACUGCAGACAUUGGCUGGAUCACUGGCCAUUCCUAUGUCACCUAUGGGCCACUGGCCAAUGGUGCCACCAGUGUUUUGUUUGAGGGGAUUCCCACAUACCCGGAUGUGAGCCGCCUAUGGAAUAUCGUGGAGAAGUACAAGGUGACCAAGUUCUACACAGCACCUACAGCCAUCCGUCUGCUCAUGAAGUUUGGAGAUGAGCCUGUUACCAAGCACAGCCGGGCGUCCUUACAGGUGCUAGGAACUGUGGGCGAACCUAUCAACCCCGAGGCCUGGCUGUGGUACCACCGGGUGGUAGGUACACAGCGCUGCCCUAUCGUGGACACCUUCUGGCAGACAGAGACAGGUGGCCAUAUGCUGACCCCCCUCCCUGGUGCCAUACCCAUGAAGCCUGGUUCUGCUACCUUCCCGUUCUUCGGGGUAGCUCCUGCAAUCCUGAAUGAGUCUGGGGAAGAGUUGGAAGGUGAAGCUGAAGGCUAUCUGGUGUUCAAGCAGCCCUGGCCAGGGAUCAUGCGCACGGUCUAUGGGAACCAUGAACGCUUUGAGACCACCUACUUUAAGAAGUUCCCCGGGUACUACGUGACAGGAGAUGGCUGCCGGCGGGACGAGGAUGGCUAUUACUGGAUCACCGGCAGGAUUGAUGACAUGCUGAAUGUAUCUGGACACCUGCUGAGCACGGCAGAGGUGGAGUCAGCACUUGUGGAACACAAGGCUGUUGCAGAGGCAGCCGUGGUUGGCCACCCUCAUCCUGUGAAGGGCGAAUGCCUCUACUGUUUUGUCACUUUGUGCGAUGGCCACAUCUUCAGCCCAGCUCUCACUGAAGAGCUCAAGAAGCAGAUUAGAGAAAAGAUUGGCCCCAUUGCCACACCGGAUUACAUCCAGAAUGCACCUGGAUUGCCUAAAACUCGCUCAGGGAAAAUCAUGAGGCGGGUGCUUCGGAAGAUCGCUCAGAAUGACCACGACCUGGGGGACACGUCCACUGUAGUCGACCCAUCCAUCAUCACCCAGCUCUUCAGCCACCGCUGCAUGACCAUCCAGUGAACAAGACCCUGCCUGGAACCCAGGAUUACCCCCUGCUUGGCUUUCCAAAGUUUUGCCCCCUCCCUGUCCCCAUCCGGGAGUGCUGAGGGCCAGUGCUGACCCACAGCACUUCCCUUGUCCAGCUGUCUGGGACUGAGGACCAUCUUUGCCUCAGGGUGGCGGCAACUUCCUGCAACCGCCAGGCAGAUGCCAGAGGGCCCAGGUCAGCCUCAGGCUGUGCCCCUAGACUGCAAAGAACCCUUGGAGCCCUGAAGGGACCUGAAGGUCAUGUCCCAAACCCAAGUUAAGUGUUCAGUGGGCAAAUGAGGGCAUGGGUUGAAACAGGGAAGCAACUCUAACCCUAUGUCAUCUCUCUCAGGAAGCACCAGUACUUAUCUUGGGCGUGCACUUGCCCUGAGAAAUGCCUGUUUGUGACUCCUGAAAAAGUAAUUAUUUUUUAAAACACUUUGUUGCUUCUCUUGUGGGUCUGAAUUCCCUUUUGUACCAGAUGGCAGUGCCUGUCUGCCAUUUGUUCCAGGGGCUCUGCAGGCAGGCUGAGUUUCCAGAGAGCUUUCAGAUCAUUUGUGUCUUCGAAGGAGUACAUGUGUUAUGCUCCCAGGACUGGGGGAGCUCGCUUUUCUUGUCCUCUGUUCCCAGCCUCCCCUGAACAGUCUUGCCCAUGAGAGACGUUCUCAGAUGAAGCUCUCUUUUCCUACCCCAGUUGUACUCAGGCCCUGUGGUUGUAGGAAUAAAGUCUGUGACUUCA
Dama dama (fallow deer) is the source of this 2934-nucleotide messenger RNA. RefSeq names its product acyl-CoA synthetase short chain family member 2 (gene ACSS2). Gene Ontology annotation, biological process: acetyl-CoA biosynthetic process. Gene Ontology annotation, cellular component: cytoplasm. The record is from RefSeq and is a predicted model, not a curated record. The transcript has 18 exons. NCBI's taxonomy places the organism in Eukaryota, Metazoa, Chordata, Mammalia, Artiodactyla, Cervidae. The coding region runs from base 84 to 2189 and encodes 701 amino acids. Gene Ontology annotation, molecular function: acetyl-CoA synthetase activity.